AUGCACGCGUGGCCUUUCCGCGAGUCCCUUCCGCGCGCCCCUUUCCCCUCCGCCAUCACAGCGCACAGCCCAGCGCCGUACCUCUCUGAUCUCCGCCGCUCCCCCCACGCUAACGCAUUAUCCGCCAGCGCCGGGCUUACCCAAUACUAUGCCACGUCAUUCAUGAAACGAUCCACGUCAGACGGCGCGGGGCCCUUCCGCAUCAACAAGCGGAGAGCCGUCACGACCAGCGCGGCGGGGGAAUCGAGCCCGUGCCAAAGGCGUUUCGCUGAGCGCCAUGCAGAGCAGGGCGGUGGUGGGCAAGGGGCGCUUUGCAUAUCCCUCUCCCCUUCCUCCCCUUCCUCCCCUUCCUCCCCCCGUCCUCCUGCUCCCCACCAUAGAGGAUUUGGUGGGCUUCGAGGUGGUGGAUGCCAUAGCCCGGGCGGAGGGCAUAUCGCUGAGCGCCAUGCAGAGCAGGGCGGAGGGCAUAUCGCUGAGCGCCAUGCAGAGCAGGGCGGAGGGCAUAUCGCUGAGCGCCAUGCAGAGCAGGGCGGAGGGCAUAUCGCUGAGCGCCAUGCAGAGCAGGGCGGUGGUGGGCAAGGGGCGCAUUGCAUCCCUCCAGCCUCUUCCCUCUUCUCCCCCUCCCCCUCCCCUCGCGCCACCCCUUCCCCUCUCCCUUCCCCACCAGGUGGGCUUCGAGGUGGGCUUCGAGGUGGUGGAUGCAAUCGCCAGGGCGGAGGGCAUAAGCCUCAGCACCAUGCAGAGCAAGGCAGUGGUGGGCAAGGGGCGCAUUGCAUAUCCCUGUGCUGUCCUCUUCCUCCCGUUUCUCCCUCCUCUCCGUCCCACCAGGUGGGCUUCGAGGUGGUGGAUGCAAUCGCCAGGGCGGAGGGCAUAAGCCUCAGCACCAUGCAGAGCAAGGCAGUGGUGGGCAAGGGGCGCAUUGCAUAUCCCUGUGGGCUUCGAGGUGGUGGAUGCAAUCGCCAGGGCGGAGGGCAUAAGCCUCAGCACCAUGCAGAGCAAGGCAGUGGUGGGCAAGGGGCGCAUUGCAUAUCCCUGUGCUGUCCUCUUCCUCCCGUUUCUCCCUCCUCUCCGUCCCACCAGGUGGGCUUCGAGGUGGUGGAUGCAAUCGCCAGGACGGAAGGCAUAGCUCUGAGUGCCAUGCAGAGCAUUGCAAGGACAGUGAUGGGCAAGGGGCGCAUUUCAUAUCCCCCUGCUGUUCUCUCUUGUUACCACCUCCUCUCCUGCUUCCCUCCCCACCAGGUGGGCUUCGAGGUGGUGGAUGCCAUCGCCAGGGCGGAGGGCAUAAGCCUGAGCGCCAUGCAGAGCAAGGCAGUGGUGGGCAAGGGGCGCAUUGCCGGGUGCCCCGUGCUGCUGGUGAAGCCACAGACGUUCAUGAACCUCAGUGGGGAGAGCGUGGGACCCUUGGCUCGCUUCUACAAGAUUCCACCCGAGCGAGUCGUGGCUAUAUACGAUGACAUGGACCUCGACGUAGCUUCCAUGAAGCUCCUUGCCAAAGGGGGGCAUGGGGGACACAACGGCAUGAAGAGCAUCAUGCAACACUUUCAGGGCUCGAGAAACUUUCCCCGCCUAAGAUUCGGCAUUGGGAGGCCACCAGGGUGCAUGGAGGCCAAGGUGUAUGUGCUGCAAAAGUUCUCAGACAGGGAGAGAGACGAGGUGGAUGUGGCUAUAGAGAGGGCAGUUGACGCAGUCCGGUUGGUGGCAGCAGAGGGAAUGGAUAAGGCAGUCAGCACCUGGAAUCUUCCGCGCCGGUCAUCUGCCAACACCAAGGCGUAG
Messenger RNA from Closterium sp. Naga37s-1, 1773 nucleotides. The record is from the annotation of a GenBank genome assembly. Lineage: Eukaryota; Viridiplantae; Streptophyta; Zygnematophyceae; Desmidiales; Closteriaceae.